This is a messenger RNA of Microthlaspi erraticum, 474 nucleotides long. The record is from the annotation of a GenBank genome assembly. Lineage: Eukaryota; Viridiplantae; Streptophyta; Magnoliopsida; Brassicales; Brassicaceae.
AUGACCACGAACAGAACCGAGGCUUCGUCUGAGUCUGAUGAUCAAAGCAAAUCCGAGCAGAGGCUUUCCCAAACGCGAGCUAGGGAAGCAGAGAACAUGGCGAAAGAAGCGUAUGCAGAGAAAGAGCACUUGGUGAAGCUCUUGUUCAAGCAAGCCUCGGAGAUUUUCGGGUAUAAGCACUGGUUGCAACUGCUUCAUCUGGAAGUACUUUACCUCGAAAUCAAGAACAACAAGGAGGACGAGCCACCGGUUUCGAUCCCAUGGAGCAAUGGCAAAGCAAGAAAACCGGGGAUGAGGAAGAGAAGAAGCAAAGUAGGCGGUUGGUUUAGCUUUGGGGACGAGUCUUGUUGGUGCUGGUUUGCUUUUGGGAUGGACUGUUGGAUGGAUGCAAAUGCUAUCUUUCUAGUCGAAAGAACAAGACAAGAGAAGAAGAGAAACCUCGAAUUAAAUGUUUAUCUUGAAAUGAGUUUAUAA